GGUGCGGAUCAUUUAUAACAUACGAAGUGGAGAAAGACAGUUGUCCAGACGAGAGGAUGCGCAUAAAAUAAUCUAUUUUUUCUCCUCGCUCCCUUGCGAAUGCCAUGAUGUGGGAAUGGAAUUUCUAACUGAGACAGGAGUUGCGUGUCCAAAAUGUAGACAUUUGUAUGUAACCAAGAGAUGACGAUAAACCACUAAGAAUGUUUUGCACAAAAUUGAAAGACCUGAAAAUCUCUGGAGAAUGUCCAUUCGCCGGUAUUGGUCGUGUGGACGAACCCGGAGACUUUGAGGAACGUACAAGUGACCAUACCGGGGAUGUACUGGCAAUUUCCAAUGAUGUGUAUGGACAUGUAUCGGAGGUGCUACCUCAAAGGAAGACAAGCAAGACUAGAGUCAAUCUUCAUUCAUUAGGGGAGAGCAUCCGCAAAUUAGCAUGUCCCGAGUUUCAAAGACUGCAUACUGCCUUUCUGCAAAUGAUGAAACAGCAUACGUUAGACAAGAAAUGCCCUUCCGUGUGUUAUGCAGACAUCUGUCAAGAUAGGACCUUUGAUCGACCAGAGCAUUUACUGGAGAUCAUGAAGAAUUAUUCUCUCAAAACAGGUAUUCACAUGGACGCUUUGAAAGUCUCCCUUGGCGAGGAGCUGUUCCAAACGUGCUUCGACGAGGACAGCCAUAUUCUGCAGGUGGUGGGGGGAACCCUCAGCGACUUCCUGAACAGCUUCAAUGUCCUGUUGAAACAGGGCAUCGUCCCAAACCCGCCAGAACCAGCCGCUCUGCAAGCCAACCUAGACAGAAUAAAAGAUAAUGUAAACAACGAAUCAGCGUCGGUGCUGUGCCUGGACAAGGAUCUGGGUCUGCACACCGUGUACUACUUCAACCCCGGGCAGACCACGGAGUUCUUCUUCCCUGGUGUCAUCAAGGCGGCCGCCCGCCUGCUCUACGACACCACCGUGGAGGUGUUCAUGGACAUGGAGAUGGAGAUGGACCUUCAAGGAGGCACCAAGGAGAGCGUAGGCCCCUUGCAGUUCCAAGCUGGGCCCCGGCAGCCCAGCCUGCUCUACUCGGUGGUGGUGAAGGAUGCCAAGAGCCUGAGCCCCAGUCCCAUGAGGGCCACGUCGGUUGGGACCAUGCCCACCUCGCUCUUCUCCUCCACCUUCCCUUUCCACCUCUUUCUGGAUCAGGACCUGGGCCUGUUGCAAAUCGGUGACGGCCUACGGAAGAGGCUUAGCCGGAAGGAUGGCCUGAGGCGGCCCGCUGCCUUCCAGGAGCACUUUGCCAUCGUCACGCCCCAGAUCAGGUGCACCUUCCAAGGCAUCUUGACUAUGCUGAACACACAGUUUAUCAUUCGGAUAAAGCACCAAGGGGGCUCCAUGGCCGAUGACACAGGGAGGCUCAUGGACCUGAAAGGCCAGAUGAUCUGCAUCUCAGAGUCCAAUGCCAUCCUCUUCCUGGGCUCGCCGUGCGUAGACAAGCUAGAGGAGCUGACUGGCCGUGGCCUCUACCUGUCUGACAUCCCCAUCCACAACGCCCUGCGCGACGUGGUCCUGGUGGGCGAGCAGGCCAAGGCCCAGGAUGGCUUGAAGAAGCGCCUAGGCAAGGCCAAGGCGGCCCUGGAGCACGCUCACCUCGCCCUGGAGGAAGAGAAGAAGAGGACGGUGGAUCUGCUUUUCACCAUUUUCCCGGGGACGGUGGCCCAGGAACUUUGGCAAGGCCACACGGUGGAUGCCAGGGAGUUUGAGCAUGUCACCAUGCUGUUCUCGGACAUCGUAGGCUUCACGGCCGUGUGCUCACGCUGCACGCCUAUGCAGGUGGUCACCAUGCUCAAUGAGCUGUACACACGCUUUGACCACCACUGCGGGGAGCUGGAUGUAUACAAGGUGGAGACUAUCGGUGAUGCGUACUGUGUGGCUGGUGGCUUGCACAAGGAGAGCGAGACUCACGCAGUGCAGAUUGCCCUCAUGGCGCUGAAGAUGAUGGAGCUGUCCGAUGAGGUCAGGACGCCCACUGGUGAGCCAAUCAAGAUGCGAAUUGGCCUGCACACUGGCUCAGUUCUGGCCGGUGUUGUUGGCGUGAUGAUGCCGCGCUACUGUCUGUUUGGCAACAACGUCACAUUGGCAAAUAAGUUUGAGUCCUGUAGCGUACCUGGAAGAAUCAACGUUAGCCCCACAACCCACAGAUUGCUGAAAGAUUGUCCAGAGUUUGUCUUCAUUCCCCGGACCAGACAGGAUCUUCCGCCAAACUUUCCGCCGGAUAUUCCUGGUGUUUGUUACUUCUUGGAGGAUUUUGAUCAAUGAUCGGGCAAAACCACAAGUGACUGUGAGACUGCUGAACCAUGCUACAGCAAUACAAACUUCAUGGUUGAGAAAACAUAGAUAGAUGAUGAGACACAGCCACACCUGGGUUCAAUUAAUAUUUGAAAUCUUUGAGCGUUUGAUUGAGCCUGCCUGGAGCACCAAAUUUGGAGAGUUUGCACUUUUAGCAAUAUUCCAUUGGUUCCAUCGUGCCAUGCCAGCUCAAUCGAGUAGAGUAUUUGAAAGAAAACUAAUAUUUGUAUCCAGGUCUAAAUACAGCUAGCACCCGUUGCUGUAGAUUUCUUUAGGGGAUGUAGAAAUGUUGAUUAUUCUCUUACAAAAUCGCUAGAUGUACAUUUUGUAUGCUUUCACUGGUUUAUUCACCUCACCAGAUUCACAUAAUUUCUUAAACUGUAAUUAUACUACAACUGCCUAUGUAACUACCAAGUAAAUACAUACAGGUAUUAAUCACACAUUGGGACUUAAAGGGAUAGUCACCCAAAUCACAAAAUUACAUAUUGGUUUCCUUAGCCUAUAAUUUUUUUAUUUUUUAUUUAACCUUUAUUUAACCAGGUAGGCAAGUUGAGAACAAGUUCUCAUUUACAAUUGCGACCUGGCCAAGAUAAAGCAAAGCAGUUCGACACAUACAACGACACAGAGUUACACAUAGAGUAAAACAAACAUACAGUCAAUAAUACAGUAUAAACAAGUCUAUAUACAAUGUGAGCAAAUGAGGUGAGAUAAGGGAGGUAAAGGCAAAAAAAGGCCAUGGUGGCAAAGUAAAUACAAAAUAGCAAGUAAAACACUGGAAUGGUAGAUUUGCAGUGGAAGAAUGUGCAAAGUAGAAAUAAAAAUAAUGGGGUGCAAAGGAGCAAAAUAAAUAAAUCAAUUAAUUAAAUUACAGCAGGGAUAGAGGGUAGUUGUUUGGGCUAAAUUAUAGGUGGGCUAUGUACAGGUGCAGUAAUCUGUGAGCUGCUCUGACAGUUGGUGCUUAAAGCUAGUGAGGGAGAUAAGUGUUUCCAGUUUCAGGGAUGUUUGUAGUUCGUUCCAGUCAUUGGCAGCAGAGAACUGUAAGGAGAGUCGGACAAAGAAAGAAUUGGUUUUGGGGGUGACUAGAGAGAUAUACCUGCUGGAGCGUGUGCUACAGGUGGGAGAUGCUAUGGUGACCAGCGAGCUGAGAUAAGGGGGGACUUUACCUACCAGGGUCUUGUAGAUGACAUGGAGCCAGUGGGUUUGGCGACGAGUAUGAAGCGAGGGCCAGCCAACGAGAGCGUACAGAUCUCAAUGGUGGGUAGCAUAUGGGGCUUUGGUGACAAAACGGAUUGCACUGUGAUAGACUGCAUCCAAUUUGUUGAGUAGGGUAUUGGAGGCUAUUUUGUAAAUGACAUUGCCGAAGUCGAGGAUUGGUAGGAUGGUCAGUUUUACAAGGGUGUGUUUGGCAGCAUGAGUUAAGGAUGCUUUGUUGCGAAAAAGGAAGCCAAUUCUAGAUUUAACUUUGGAUUGGAGAUGUUUGAUAUGGGUCUGGAAGGAGAGUUUACAAUCUAACCAGACACCUGGGUAUUUGUAGUUGUCCACGUAUUCUAAGUCAGAGCCGUCCAGAGUAGUGAUGUUGGACAGGCGGGCAGGUGCAGGUAGCGAUCGGUUGAAGAGCAUGCAUUUAGUUUUACUUGUAUUUAAGAGCAAUUGGAGGCCACGGAAGGAGAGUUGUAUGGCAUUGAAGCUUGCCUGGAGGGUUGUUAACACAGUGUCCAAAGAAGGGCCAGACGUAUACAGAAUGGUGUCAUCUGCUUAGAGGUGGAUCAGAGACUCACCAGCAGCAAGAGCGACAUCAUUGAUGUAUACAGAGAAGAGAGUCGGUCCAAGAAUUGAACCCUGUGGCACCCCCAUAGAGACUGCCAGAGAUCUGGAUAAGCAGUCUAUGGACAAAUUAAGAAAGCAAUCCAUGCUUUAAUUUGGAUUAACUGGUCUCCAAAUGCAAGUCAAUAUCCCUGCAUUUUUCGCCUCUCAUCUUGUCCUUAGACUGCAUACAGGCUAAGUGCCAAGGAAACCAAUAUGCAAUUUUGGAAUUUGGUUGAACUAUCCCUUUAAAGAGAAUUACACAUUAACUAAUGUCACGGCAUGGCUAGAACACAAUUAAUUUGCUUCCAUUCCAAUUAAUAUUUACUACUGUGAUUAGUUUUGUAUUGUCCAAGCGACAAUAAAUAUUGUGAUUAACAGUUUUGUUCUACUACUCUGAUGUUUGGAAUAUAUUUUCAGUUUUCCUGCGAGCAUAGUUAUAGAACAGGUAACUGACCAAAUAAAGGAAACACUAACAUAAAAUGCCUUAAUAGGGCGUUGGGCCACCACGAGCCAGAAUAUCGUUAGUGCACCUUGGCAUGUAUUAUAUAAGUGUUUGGAAACUAUCGGAGGGAUGCAUCACCAUUCUUUCAUGAUACAUUUGAUCAUUUGAUGUUUUGUUGAAGGUGGUGGAAAACGUUGUCUCGGGCGCCGCUCCAGAAUCUCCCUUAAGUGUUCAAUUGGGUUGAGAUCCGGUGACUGAGCAUAUGGUUUACAUAGGUUUCAUGCUCAUCAAACCAUUCAGUGACUAGUCCUACCCUGUGAAUGGAGGCAUUGUCAUCCUAUGUGGCAUAGCCAUGGUAGCCAAAAUAAUGGCCUGCCCAGCAUUUUUAUACAUGAUCUUAAGCGUGAUGGGAUGUUAACUGCUUAACUAACUCAGGAACCGCACUUGUGUGGAAGCAGCUGCUUUCAAUAUACUUUG
Oncorhynchus nerka (sockeye salmon) is the source of this 5049-nucleotide messenger RNA. RefSeq names its product guanylate cyclase soluble subunit alpha-1-like. Lineage: Eukaryota; Metazoa; Chordata; Actinopteri; Salmoniformes; Salmonidae. Gene Ontology annotation, molecular function: guanylate cyclase activity; heme binding. The transcript is spliced from 8 exons. Gene Ontology annotation, biological process: cGMP biosynthetic process; response to oxygen levels. Gene Ontology annotation, cellular component: guanylate cyclase complex, soluble. Bases 201 to 2294 code for a protein of 697 amino acids. The record is from RefSeq and is a predicted model, not a curated record.